CUUGCUUACAGUUUCGUUUCUGAACAUUAUUAUAUGAAAAAUGUUUCGAGUAGGUUCAAAAAAUUUAUGUUUAUAUUAUUGUAACACAUCGUUACAAUUAUUCCAAUUUAUACGUAAUAAAUAUGACUUUCUACAUGAGCUUGGAAUUGAAAAUGAAAAUCCUGGAUAUUUUGAUGGAAAAUGGGGUGGUACUGGAAAAGUACUAGAGUCUAUUUCACCUGCAAGUGGAUGCAUGAUCGCUAAAAUUCAAAUGCCAAGCUUAAAAGAAGUAGAAUCUACUAUUGAAAAAACUCAUAAUGCUUGGUUUCUCUGGAGUACAUUGCCACCUCCAAAGCGUGGAGAAAUAAUUCGCCAAAUUGGUAACAUGCUUAGGAAUAACAAGAUUUCUCUUGGAAAACUGAUAUCUUUAGAAAUGGGUAAGAUAUUAUCUGAGGGAAUAGGUGAAGUACAGGAAUAUAUAGAUAUAUGUGACUAUGCGGUCGGACUAUCCCGAAUGUUGCCGGGAAAAAUUUUUCCGUCAGAGCGAGAUAACCAUAUUUUACUAGAAUUAUGGAAUCCCAUAGGUGCAGUAGGAAUUAUUACAGCUUUCAACUUUCCCGCAGCUGUUUUUGGAUGGAAUAGUGCUUUAGCAAUGGUUUGUGGUAAUACAACUGUAUGGAAAAGUUCACCAACAACUCCUUUAACAUCAAUCGCCAUAACAAAGAUUAUAUCAAGAGUUCUAGAAGCCAACAAACUUCCAGGAUCAAUUGCAUCCUUAGUUACAGGAUCAGGCGAUAUUGGUCAUAUAUUAACUAGUGAUAAAAGAUUACCACUUAUAUCAUUUACUGGAAGCUCUACAAUUGGAAAGCGAGUAGCACAUGUCGUACAGGAACGAUUUGGAAAGACUAUAUUAGAAUUAGGAGGAAAUAAUGCAAUGAUAGUAUUAGAUGACGCUGAUAUAGAAAUGGCUGUUAAAUCAGCUGUAUUUUCUUGUAUAGGGACUGCCGGUCAACGCUGUACUAGUACAAGAAGAAUAAUAUUACAUCGUAAAAUUGAGAAACAAUUUACAGAAAAGUUGAAGAAAGCUUAUACAGCUAUAUUAGAAAAAACUGGCGAUCCACUGGAUAAUCUAACAUUGUAUUCACCAUUACACAGUGAGGAAUCCCUAAUCUCCUUUGAGGCUGCAGUAGAAUCAUCUUUAGAAAAUGGCGGAAAAUUAGAAUUUGGAGGAAAACGUAUACAACGGCCAGGUUAUUAUGUUGAACCUACCAUUAUAAGUGGAUUAGAGCCAAAUUUGCCUAUUGUAAAAAAAGAAACAUUCGCACCAAUUGUGUAUAAAUUUGAAAUUGAUUCAUUAGAAGAAGGCAUUACUUUAAAUAAUUGUGUAGAUCAAGGCUUGAGCAGUUCUUUGUUUACACGUGAUAUUCAAAAUUUCUUCAAAUGGAUUGGUCCGACAGGAUCAGAUUGUGGUAUCAUUAAUCUCAACAUAGGAACGAGUGGUGCUGAAAUAGGUGGUGCAUUUGGAGGGGACAAAUCAAGUGGAGGAGGACGAGAAAGUGGAAGUGAUGCGUGGAAAAAUUAUAUGAGAAGAUCCACCAUUACUGUAAAUUUUGGCAAAAAUGUACCUCUUGCUCAGGGCAUUAUAUUUACCUGA
Molecule: messenger RNA, 1633 nt
Organism: Phymastichus coffea
Lineage: Eukaryota; Metazoa; Arthropoda; Insecta; Hymenoptera; Eulophidae
Gene: Aldh7A1
Product: putative aldehyde dehydrogenase family 7 member A1 homolog
Exons: 9
Coding region: 41-1633 (530 amino acids)
Molecular function (GO): aldehyde dehydrogenase (NAD+) activity
Source: RefSeq, a predicted model, not a curated record